Porites evermanni is the source of this 5547-nucleotide messenger RNA. The record is from the annotation of a GenBank genome assembly. Lineage: Eukaryota; Metazoa; Cnidaria; Anthozoa; Scleractinia; Poritidae.
CUUCGAGAGGUGCGAAACGACAUCGCUCACAUAAACGAGGUUGAACUUACAGAUGUUGGAUUCAAAAAUUAUGUAGCAAGAGUGAUAGCUGCAUUUACGUCUUUGAAACUCUCAACUGAUGAAAUCGAGGAUGUGAAAAACCAGAGCAGCUUUCCCACAGCAGAAGUAAAAAGCUUAAAGCUUAAGACUGAUGGACUUAAAGCUGAUUUAAAAGCGAAAAAUGAAGAAGUUAAAAAUCUAAACUCCGACUUACAAUUGGCCCAAGACGCAUUACAGACCAAGCAGGAAGAAGUAGAAACCCUCACUCAGGAAAUCAAUUCCAAAGUCGAGUCUUUCUGUAGUCUUACAUUCAAGCCAUCACACCAAAUCAUCAGACGUUCUAACGAUGUCACAAGAAUCAAGAACAAGCUGGAGGAACUUUAUAAUGAAAGCAAAGGAGCUAUCAGCACCAUUUAUUUAUCAGGAAUUCCGGGCUGUGGCAAAAGUCAAUUCGCUCGUCAAGUGGGACAGGAAGUCUAUGACAAAAGUUUGCGAGAAGACGAAGGUCUAACAUUUGUUUCAACUCUGAAUGCAGAAACCCUUGACUCACUUGCCGACUCCUAUUUCAAUCUAGCUAAACAACUGGGAGUCAUGGAAUACGCUCUGACCAACCUAGCAACCUCCACGAAGGUCGACUCAAGUGAAAAAAUUCAACAUUUGAUGCGUUUUAUUUCUCCAAAGGUGAAACAAUUUUCUGUCUGGCUGAUUAUUGUAGAUAAUGUUGUUGACCUAUCCGUGGUUCGUAGUUAUCUGCCUCCAACCGCCAGUGAAGAGUGGGGUCAUGGUCAGAUGCUAGUAACUACUCAAGAUACUCAGUCAAUACCCUUAAAUUCUCCUCAUACUUACCAUGAGUCUCUCAGUAAAGGAAUGCACCCAGAUGAUGCAGUAGACCUUUUAAGAGAAGUGUCCAAAAUUGCGAAUCAACAACAAGCUGAGGAGGUUGCUAAAGUUCUCGAGUAUCAGCCACUUGCCUUGGCAGCUGCUGCAGUCUACGUGCAAACAAUUGUCAGCUAUGGUACCCCUAAUUACGGUUGGACAAAAUACCUGGAAACAUUGAAUAGCGAGGAACGCGAAACCAGAGAAGAGCUUUUCGCGAAAAAAAACAGAGCAUAUCCCAAAACCACGGCUACUGCAAUCAGAAUAGCAAUAACUCGAGCUUUGGAAAGCGACAAAGUUCUUUGUGAAGUAUUUUGUUUGUUUUCGCUGUGCACAUCUGAUUCUCUACCUAUUGAGGCUGCAGUUGACUUUGUUAAAUUUCGUAACAAACAACAAAAAGAAGAAUUUAUCCGGGCUAAAAUUCUGGAAUCCACCAUGAUAACUUGCUUGUAUGAUGUUCACGGCACACCCACUUACUUAAGAGUACAUAACGUUGUUCAUGAAGUGCUCAAGUCCUCUGUAACAUCAGUCCUGAACCGCACACAUAAAGCUGAGUUCUUUUCUGUCGCUGUUAAGAUUUUCAGUUCAUUAAUUGAAGACAACAAGAAGCUACUACUUGCAAGUGAGAGUACGUGCAUGAAGUUAAGACUAACUACCAGUCAUUGUAAACAGUUAUAUCAACAUUUCAAGACUAAUUUCACCGACACAGAAUUAACAAAUAAUGAAUUAUUCGCCUCCAUAGCUCCUAGAAAUUUAAUAUCCUGGCUUUCCUUGACUGCUGAAGUCAGUCGCGACUUGAGUAAUAUAUCGGACGCUCGCCUCUUUUGUACAUUAUGCUCCGAGUUUGUAAAUUAUCUUGAUGACGAGCUAAAAGAUAAGCUGGAAAAGGCGAAUUAUUUUCGAGUGCAAGGCCUUGUUUGCAAGGAUCUUGACCAGAACAACCAAGCUAAAGAAUACUUUGAGAAGUCUCUUGCCAUUACAAAAGAGAUUUAUGGUGAACACCAUGGUGACGUAGCGACAAGUUACAACAACCUGGGAACUGUUUACAGCAAGCUUGGUCAGUACAAUCAGUCCAAAGAAUACUAUGAAAAGUCUCUUGCUAUUACAAAAGAGGUUUAUGGUGAACACCAUGGUGACGUAGCGACAAGUUACAACAACCUGGGAACUGUUUACAAUGCCCUUGGUCAGUACAAUCAGGCUAAAGAAUAUUAUGAGAAGUCUCUUGCCAUCAGUAAAGAGAUUUAUGGUGAACACCAUGGUGACGUAGCGGCAAGUUACAACAACCUGGGAAAUGUUUACAAUGCCCUUGGUCAGUAUAAUCAGGCUAAAGAAUACUAUGAGAAGUCUCUUGCCAUUAAAAAAGAGAUUUUUGGUGAACACCAUGGUGCCGUAGCGACAAGUUACAACAACCUGGGAACUGUUCACAGUGCCCUUGGUCACUACAAUCAUGCUAAAGAAUACCAUAAGAAGUCUCUUGCCAUUAAAAAAGAGAUUUAUGGUGAACACCAUGGUGACCAGACGUAGCGACAAGUUACAACAACCUGGGAACUGUUCACAGUACACUUGGUCAGUACAAUCAGGCUAAAGAAUACCAUGAGAAGUCUCUUGCCAUUAGAAAAGAGACUUAUGCUGAACACCAUAGUGCCGUAGCGACAAGUUACAACAACCUGGGAACUGUUUACAGUGCUCUUGGUCAGUACAAUCAAGCUAAAGAAUACCAUGAGAAGUCUCUUGCAAAUUACAAAAGAGAUUUAUGGUGAACACCAUGGUGAAGUAGCGCAUACUUACAACAACCUGGGAAAUGUUUACAGUGACCUUCGUCAGUACAAUCAGGCUAAAGAAUACUAUGAGAAGUCUCUUGCCAUUCUAAAAGAGAUUUAUGGUGAGCACCAUGGUGUCGUAGCGACAAGUUACAACAGCCUGGGAACUGUUUACAGUGACCUUGGUCAGUACAAUCAGGCUAAAGUAUCCUAUAAGAAGUCUCUUGCCAUUAGAAGAGAGUUUUAUGGUGAACUCCAUGGUGACGUAGCGGAAAGUUACAACAACCUGGGAAAUGUUUACAGUGCCCUUGGUCAGUACAAUCAGGCUAAAGAAUAUCAUGAAAAGUCUCUUGCUAUUAGAAAAGACAUUUAUGGUAAACACCAUGGUGACGUAGCGACAAGUUACAACAACCUGGGAACUGUUUACAGUCACCUUGGUCUUUACAAUCAGGCUAAAGAAUACCAUGAGAAGUCUCUUGCCAUUACAAAAGCGAUUUAUGGUGAACACCAUGGUGACGUAGCGCAGAGUUACAGCACCCUGGGAAAUGUUUACAGUGACCUUCGUCAGUACAAUCAGGCUAAAGAAUACUAUGAGAAGUCUCUUGCCAUUCUAAAAGAGAUUUAUGGUGAGCACCAUGGUGACGUAGCGACAAGUUACAACAACCUGGGAACUGUUUACAGUGACCUUGGUCAGUACAAUCAGGCUAAAGUAUCCUAUAAGAAGUCUCUUGCCAUUAGAAGAGAGUUUUAUGGUGAACUCCAUGGUGACGUAGCGGAAAGUUACAACAACCUGGGAAAUGUUUACAGUGCCCUUGGUCAGUACAAUCAGGCUAAAGAAUAUCAUGAAAAGUCUCUUGCUAUUAGAAAAGACAUUUAUGGUAAACACCAUGGUGACGUAGCGACAAGUUACAACAACCUGGGAACUGUUUACAGUCACCUUGGUCUUUACAAUCAGGCUAAAGAAUACCAUGAGAAGUCUCUUGCCAUUACAAAAGCGAUUUAUGGUGAACACCAUGGUGACGUAGCGCAGAGUUACAGCACCCUGGGAAAUGUUUACAGUGACCUUCGUCAGUACAAUCAGGCUAAAGAAUACUAUGAGAAGUCUCUUGCCAUUCUAAAAGAGAUUUAUGGUGAGCACCAUGGUGACGUAGCGACAAGUUACAUCAACCUGGGAACUGUUUACAGUGACCUUGGUCAGUACAAUCAGGCUAAAGUAUCCUAUGAGAAGUCUCUUGCCAUUAGAAAAGAGAUUUAUGGUGAACACCAUGGUGACGUAGCGGGAAGUUACAACAAUCUGGGAAAUGUUUACAGUGCCCUUGGUCAGUACAAUCAGGCUAAAGAAUACCAUAAGAAGUCUCUUGCCAUUACAAAAGAGAUUUAUGGUGAACACCAUGGUGACGUAGCGACAAGUUACAACAAGCUGGGAAAUGUUUACAGUGCCCUUGGUCAGUACAAUCAGGCUAAAGAAUACCAUGAAAAGUCUCUUGCUAUUAGGAAAGAGAUUUAUGGUAAACACCAUGGUGACGUAGCGACAAGUUACCACAACCUGGGAACUGUUUACGGUCAACUUGGUCAGUACAAUCAGGCUAAAGUAUCCUAUGAGAAGUCUCUUGCCAUUAGAAAAGAGAUUUAUGGUGAACACCAUUGUGACGUAGCGGGAAGUUACAACAAUCUGGGAAAUGUUUACAGUGCUCUUGGUCAGUACAGUCAGGCUAAAGAAUACUAUGAGAAGUCUCUUGCCAUUACAAAAGAGAUUUAUGGUGAACACCACGGUGACGUAGCGAAGACUUACAACAACCUGGGAAAUGUUUACAAUGCCCUUGGUCAGUACAAUCAGGCUAAAGAAUACUAUGAGAAUUCUCUUGCCAUUAAAAAAGAGAUUUAUGGUGAACACCAUGGUGCCGUAGCGACAAGUUACGACAACCUGGGAACUGUUUACAGCAAGCUUGGUCAGUACAGUCAGGCUAAAGAAUACCAUAAGAAGUCUCUUGCCAUUACAAAAAAAAUUUAUGGUGAGCACCAUGGUGACGUAGCGACAAGUUACAACAAUCUGGGAACUGUUUACAGUCACCUUGGUCUAUACAAUCAGGCUAAAGAAUACUAUGUGAAGUCUCUUGCCAUUAGAAAAGAGAUUUAUGGUGAACACCAUGGUGACGUAGCGAGAAUUUACAACAACCUUGGAACUGUUUACUGUGCUCUUGGUCAGUACAAUCAGGCUAAAGAAUACCAUAAGAAGUCUCUUGCCAUUCUAAACGAGAUUUAUGGUCAGCACCAUGGUGACGUAGCGACAAACUACAACAAUCUGGGAACUGUUUACAGUCACCUUGGUCUAUACAAUCAGGCUAAAGAAUACCAUGAGAAGUCUCUUGCCAUUACAAAAGAGAUUUAUGGUGAACACCACGGUGACGUAGCGGGAAGUUACAACAACCUGGGAACUUUUUACAGUGCUUUUGGUCAGUACACUCAGGCUAAAGAAUACUAUAAGAAGUCUCUUGCCAUCAGUAAAGAGAUUUAUGGUGAACACCAUGGUGACGUAGCGGCAAGUUACAACAACCUGGGAACUGUUUACAGUGCCCUUGGUCAGUACAAUCAGGCUAAAGAAUACCAUAAGAAGUCUCUUGCCAUUAAAAAAAUUAUUUACGGCGAGGAUCACCCCUCUGUAGCGCAAAGUUAUUUCAACCUUGGCAAUUCCUAUUGUAGCGUUAAACAGUACCCUGUUUCUGAAGAAUGCUAUGAAAAGGCUCUGAACAUUUAUAAAACGUUGUAUGGCGAGGAGCAUGCUGCUGUGAAUAGAACUUUCAACAAGUUAGGAUUCGUUAAAAGGAAACAAAGAGAACUUAAUCAAACUCGUAACAAAUGUUGCAUUGUGUAA